Molecule: messenger RNA, 1674 nt
Organism: Parathielavia appendiculata
Lineage: Eukaryota; Fungi; Ascomycota; Sordariomycetes; Sordariales; Chaetomiaceae
Exons: 4
Coding region: 1-1674 (557 amino acids)
Biological process (GO): protein folding
Cellular component (GO): chaperonin-containing T-complex
Molecular function (GO): ATP hydrolysis activity; ATP binding; ATP-dependent protein folding chaperone
Source: RefSeq, a predicted model, not a curated record
AUGAGCUUCGGUGGACAAACACCGACGAUUAUUGUCCUGAAAGAGGGCACAGACACCUCUCAGGGCAAAGGUCAGAUCAUUUCCAACAUCAACGCCUGCUUAGCGGUCCAGGCGACGAUCAAGUCGACACUCGGUCCCUAUGGCGGCGACCUAUUAAUGGUGGAUGCCAACGGCAAGCAGACCAUCACCAACGAUGGAGCCACCGUCAUGAAGCUUCUCGACAUUGUCCACCCGGCUGCUCGGAUUCUCGUCGACAUUGCGCGAUCGCAAGAUGCGGAAGUGGGAGACGGCACAACCUCGGUAGUCGUCUUGGCCGGCGAGAUCUUGAAGGAGAUCAAGGAGCACGUGGAGGCUGGUGUCAGCUCGCAGAUCAUCAUCAAGGGCUUGAGGAGAGCGUCAACCAUGGCAGUCAACAAGAUCAAGGAGAUCCAGGUCAGCACAAACGAGGCGAACAGGAGGGACACCCUCAAUAAACUUGCCGGGACCGCCAUGACGAGCAAGCUCAUCAAGCGGAAUACCGACUUCUUUACCAAGAUGGUCGUCGACGCCGUCCUCUCUCUCGACCAGGAAGAUUUGAACGAGAAGUUGAUAGGCAUCAAGAAGAUUCCCGGCGGCUCGCUGACGGACUCUCUCUUCGUGAAUGGCGUGGCAUUCAAGAAGACCUUUUCAUAUGCCGGUUUCGAACAGCAGCCAAAGUCGUUCAAGAAGCCCAAGAUUUUGUGCCUCAAUGUCGAGUUGGAGUUGAAGGCCGAAAAGGACAAUGCCGAGGUUCGCGUCGAGCAGGUGUCCGAGUACCAAGCCAUUGUCGACGCCGAGUGGCAAAUCAUCUACAAGAAGCUUGAGGCCGCCUAUCAGACUGGCGCGAAGGUCGUGCUGUCCAAGCUUCCCAUCGGUGACCUAGCGACCCAGUAUUUCGCCGACCGCGAUAUCUUCUGCGCCGGCCGUGUGUCAGCCGACGACAUAGAGCGUGUGGUUCAGGCGACAGGCGCAACCAUCCAGAGCACCUGCUCCGACAUCCGGCCGGAGCACUUGGGCACCUGCGGCAGUUUUGAGGAGCGGCAAAUCGGCGGCGAGCGCUUCAACUUCUUCGAAGACUGCCCGGAGGCCAAGACGUGCACGCUCGUGCUGCGCGGUGGUGCCGAGCAGUUUAUUGCCGAGGUCGAGCGGUCGCUGCACGACGCUAUCAUGAUCGUUAAGCGCGCCAUCCGUAACAAGACCAUCGUCGGUGGCGGCGGUUCCACUGAAAUGGAGGUGUCGGCAUACCUGCACCGCUUCGCCGAUCAGGACGUUCGCAACAAGCAGCAGGCUAUCAUCAAGAGCUUCGCCAAGGCACUCGAGGUCAUCCCGCGGCAGCUGUGCGACAACGCCGGCUUCGAUGCUACCGACAUCCUCAACAGGCUGCGCGUCGAGCACCGGCGUGGCAACACGUGGGCAGGCGUCGAUUUCCAGAAUGAGGGUGUCACGGACAUGAUGGCCCGCUUCGUCUGGGAGCCGGCGCUGGUCAAGAUCAACGCCAUUCAAGCGGCUACGGAGGCGGCUUGCCUGAUUCUGAGCGUCGACGAGACCAUUCGCAACGAGGAAAGCCAGGCACCCCAGCCGCCGGGCAAGCCUCUGCCCGCCGGAGCGGCUCAACGGGCCCUGCGCGGGCGCGGUAGGGGAAUGCCGAGGCGGUAG